AUGCAUCGAGUAUGCCUUACUCGCAGAUAUUCGUCUUACAAAGCUCCAAGAAGUUCCAGUUUGAUUGAUAUCAGUACUUCUGAAGCUUAUCAAGAUUCGCUGUCCCAAAAUCGCACACUGCGCAGGUUGGUCGAUGCAUACAAACAAGGGAAGUUCAAAGUUGUUGACAGCCACGAAGACUUGACUUCGUCCCUAAACUCUUCGCGAUCGCUACCUAUGAUACAGUUUCCAAAAAACCAGGUCUUUCAAGAAGUUCUCCACGAUUCUAGCGUCGGUGAAUGGCGAAAGCCCAUGACAAAAUGGCUUCGCCUUGGCAAGAAAGUUCUUAAAAUGUACCUGAACGGUAUACGAGAUACGUGGAAGGUGUAUAGAGACUCGAGGGGAGUUCUGACUAAAUUCAACGCCAAUGAACCUAUAGUGACGCAUUUAUAUCGAGAUCUGGAGUUUCAACAAAUUGAGAAUCGCCAUAGAGGUGAGGGGCCCUCAAAACUGGCUAUUACCAGAAGCGAAUUCCAAGAAGUGCACCGAAUGAAAGAGGUUUGGAAGCUGCCAACGUUUUUUUUACUACUUUUAAUUUUCGAAGAAGCAGUGCCAAUUAUAUGUUACUUACUCCCAUCGGUCGUGCCUUGGAAUUGUUUGACGCCCGGUGCGUUCAAGAAACUGUCUCAGAAGCGUAUUUCAUCACAAAACAAAUUGCCGUACGCGAAAAGUUUUGACACACUACCCAAAUAUGCGUCCCCUUAUUCCAUUCCGCUGGAGGACGUAAAAACGCUGCUCAGGACAUUUAGAGUCGCCCACAGGUGGAAGGUAGAAUUAUAUCAUUGGUCUGGAAAUAGAACCGCACCAUCCGAAUUACUGGCUCUCUUCCAUCAGUACCUGGUAUUAGAUGACUGGCUGCUUUUGCAAAGCAUUUUUGAUGAAGGCGAAGCCACAUUGCUUUGCGACAAAGAACUCGUAAACGCAAUUGUUGAAAGACAGUUAUUUUACGCUGGAGAAGACCUGAACAUCUUAGUGUCUUCGGUUGAUGGACGUAAAUUACUAGUUUGGCGUCUGUUUAUAUACUGGGCCUUCAGAUUCGAUGGCUCUUUAAUGGCCGGCGGCAGUAAGACCUUUUCUGAGUUAUGGGGCGUGAACAACAUAGGUAUUCUUAAUUUCCCCGGUUCUCGAAAGCUCAUGGAUACUUCCAAUCUUGAAACAAUCGAGACGUUAAUAAUCUGCGAGAAUUAA
Molecule: messenger RNA, 1227 nt
Organism: Lachancea dasiensis
Lineage: Eukaryota; Fungi; Ascomycota; Saccharomycetes; Saccharomycetales; Saccharomycetaceae
Source: the annotation of a GenBank genome assembly